This is a messenger RNA of Folsomia candida, 2827 nucleotides long. RefSeq names its product probable glutamine--tRNA ligase (gene GlnRS). Gene Ontology annotation, biological process: translation; glutaminyl-tRNA aminoacylation. Gene Ontology annotation, cellular component: cytoplasm; cytosol; aminoacyl-tRNA synthetase multienzyme complex. Lineage: Eukaryota; Metazoa; Arthropoda; Collembola; Entomobryomorpha; Isotomidae. Gene Ontology annotation, molecular function: ATP binding; glutamine-tRNA ligase activity. The record is from RefSeq and is a predicted model, not a curated record. The coding region runs from base 221 to 2611 and encodes 796 amino acids. The transcript is spliced from 12 exons.
UGGUCGUAUGCUGCGUUAUCUUAUCGGUAUAUAAGCAACAUUAUUUUAGUGACGCCAACAUUUUGGGGUUUAAAUAGUCUGGUUGUAAAUUAUCAGCAGAAGUGCGGUGGGGGUGGCUCAGUUUAUCCGGCUCAAUUUGAUUUCGACCAGUGAAUAAAACCUGAGCGUGUGUGCUGCUAUUUGUGAUAUUGUGAUACUCCAUAAAACCAAAUUAAAUAAGAUGGAUGAAAAGGAAUUGGAAACAUUUUUUGGAAUGACGGAAUCCAAGGCGAAAGAGACGGCCAAAAACGUUACGUUAUCGAAAUAUUUAAAGGAAGCAGUCGUGGAGUAUAAGAGCAAUGGAGGCGCUGAUCCACCCUCGAAAAAAGUAGCAAAUCUCAUUUACGCCAUUGGAUCAAAAAUGAAGCCUGCCAUUCAGAAGUAUGUGCCAAUUCUUAUCAAGUAUGUCUUGUCAGAAAAGCUGGACACGGAACAGCGAGUGACAGCUGCCUUAAAAUAUUUAUUGGAAAACUUGAAGGACCCAGUUCUGAACGUAGCGAGUUUCGAAGAAUCCUGUGGAGUCGGAAUUAAAAUAACUGACGAUGAUAUCGAAAGUGCUGUGAAAGUUGCAAUGGAUCACUACAAAAGCGAAGUUUUGGAAAAGAGAUAUCGUUUCAAUCUAGGCACUGUCCUAUCACAUGUUCGAAACCUUCCAGGGAUGAGUUGGGCGGAUGGUGGAAAAGUUCGAAAUGAGGCGGAAACCCAGCUCAUCGUUCUACUCGGACCUAAAACUGAUGCAGAUAGACUUCCUUUACCCAAAGAAGCAGGUCAGCCAAAAGCUAAAGACUCGAAUACUUCCAAGAGCAAUAAAGGAGGAGGAGCACCGAAAGGAGGAUCUGGUGAUACGAAAGCAGCCAUAGGAUCAGCAGCAAGUGCAGUAGACGAAGACGAGAAUUUAACUCCACAAGAGAGAAUUAUCAAUAUUUUAAAGAAACUUCCGUUUCACAAACCUGGUGGGAAUUAUACCACUGAAGGAUAUCCUACUUCUGGGCUAGCAAUGGAAUUAUUAAAAAAGCAUAUGAAGGAAACAGGUGGACAGGUCAGAACAAGGUUUCCUCCAGAACCGAAUGGUAUUCUACACAUUGGCCACGCAAAAGCAAUUAAUAUUAAUUUUGGUUAUGCUCGUGCCAAUGAUGGAGUUUGUUUUCUUCGAUAUGAUGAUACCAAUCCUGAAAAGGAGGAGGAACGAUUUUUUCUAAGCAUUAACGAAAUGGUAGAAUGGCUAGGAUAUUCUCCGUUCAAAAUCACUCACGCAUCCGAUUACUUUGAAGAGUUAUACCAAUUUGCGAAGGUCCUAAUUCAUAAAGGAUUGGCAUAUGUUUGCCACCAGACUGCUGAUCAGAUGAAAGGUUUCAAUACAGAAGUAUCCCCUUGGAGAGAUCGGCCUGUUGAUUUAAAUCUACAGUUAUUUGAGGACAUGAAAACGGGAAAAUAUGAAGAGGGAGAGGCUACUUUGCGUAUGAAAAUUACUCUAGAGGAAGGAAAGCAAGAUCCCGUGGCCUAUAGGGUUCGAUAUGUUCCUCAUCCAAAAGCUGGCUCAAAAUGGUGCAUCUACCCCACUUAUGAUUUUACCCAUUGUUUGUGCGAUUCUCUGGAAAAUAUUACUCAUUCGCUGUGUACCAAGGAAUUUCAGAACCGUCGCUCUUCCUACUAUUGGUUGUGUGAGUCCGUUGAAACGUACAUUCCUGUUCAGUGGGAGUAUGGACGUUUAAACAUGUGCUACACUGUGGUGUCCAAAAGGAAGAUUGCUAAAUUGAUUGAUGAAGGAAUCGUGACUGACUGGGAUGACCCACGACUCUUCACUCUUCCUGCACUCCGACGUCGAGGAUUCCCAGCAGAAGCCGUCAAUGAUUUCUGCGUCCGCAUGGGGGUUACAGGUGCAACUAUUAUGGUCGAACCGGCUAUGUUGGAGGCAUGUGUUCGCGACAGAUUGAACAUUACUGCACCACGAACAAUGGUUGUUUUGGAACCUCUCAAAGUUGUAAUUGAAAACUUUCCUCAUCCGGACAAUCAUAUGAUCGAAGUGCCAGAUUUUCCGUCGGUCAGUGGUUCGGCAGUUCACAAGGUUGCCUUACGGCGUGUCAUCUACAUUGAAUCCAGUGAUUUUGUUGAAAAACCCGAUAAAGGUUAUAAGCGAUUUGCUCCUGGCCAACCGGUCGGUCUUCGCCAUGCGGGACUUGUUUUGACAUAUAAAAAAUGUCACCAAGAAGGUGGACGUGUUACUCAACUCGAUGUAUCUUGUGAACUCGUUUCAAGUUCCAAUAAACCAAAAGGUUUCAUUCAUUGGGUUGCGGAUCCUGUGAAAGUAGAAGUUCGUCUUUAUGAUCGUCUAUUUCAACACAAAAAUCCUGAAGAUCCUGAACAAGUUCCUGGUGGAUUUCUUUCUGAUUGUAAACUUGACAGCCUGCACAAAGUUGAAGCUCUUGCCGAUGCACAUAUCAAAGAGCCCAAAGUGUAUUCCCAAUUUCAAUUUGAACGCAUGGGAUUUUUCUCUGUAGAUCCGGACAGUUCGAACAAAGGCCUCGUUUUCAACCGCACGGUCACAUUAAAAGAGGACAACGAAAAGAAAUAAACCUUACAAUCUCCUAUCUGCAUAUGCAUCUUGAUGAUUUAAUAACUUAUGAACCUUACCAAAUUGUGCUGAAGGAUGACUAAUCUGUGAAAUUAUUAUGUGGCUUAAACUUAAAUUAUGUUAUUCGUGUGUGAUGAUUCUUUUUUAAUCUUUUCCAAUGUCAUUGUAAGAGAUUUUUUGUAAACUAUAAUUAUUAAAGUAUUGGUUAUAACAAAA